AUGAUAUUUCUUCUGAGAGGACAGCCGCCGCUUAUGCUUUCGAAAUACUGCGUGAGGCUUUGCUCAAGUUGUUGUAUGUACCUUGCCCCGGCAGGCAUUUUUCUCGUGUUUCCUCCAAUGUGGCGCUUUCCACUCAUUAUUGCCUUGGUGGUGUUGCUGACUCACUUAAAAGGGGAGUCGCCAUUUCUGAAAAUGGAGGCUUUCACCUUGAGCGGAAAUCUGGUCUUAAGGAUAAGGCCCCAUCUGGUGGAAGCGGUGUGGUUCAUGGAGUUACAGUUGGUUGAACCUUUUCCUUUACCAGAUGAUAAACGAAGUAGAACAAAGGCCGCAGAGGAGUCGUUUCGACAUCUUCAAAGCAUGAACGAUGUGACUGACGGUCUUGUCACGAAAAUUUUUCAGACUCCGACUGAGCUAAGGAAUGGAGGGAACUUCGCCAGAGUAGCAGCGGAGGUUUUGACUCAGUGGCUACUACAGAUCGCUGGCGCCACAAGAACCGAAGAGCAGCUUGCUUCUGUGCCUCGCAUAUUUGGGGUACUUGUGGAGCCUAUUCGUAUGCACACGAAAAAGAGUCUUGCUGAGGAUUCGUCAGGACUAUAUGCAGUGAUCAGUAUUUUGAUGGAGCAGGUGAAGCCCUUAGAUUUCAACAAGCACAACGUUUUUCAAUUGCACCCCCGAGCGGUCAUGAAGGGUAGUCGAGAUCCUAUCGCAGAGGUGACGAAACAAAUGGAGACGCGUCCUGUACCCAGAUUGUUAGCAAUCUACAAGGGCUUUCGCUCAGCGGUUCAGACUCUGGCGCAUUUUGGUGUCAUUCAUUUUGACAUCAAGCCGGAUAAUCUAGCGCUGUCCAACGAUUUACCUCACCGUUCGAUCAUUCUUGACUUUGGUUCGGCCCAGGUCGUUGGCAGUCGUUUGCCCGAUGAAAGGCAAGAGCUGUCCAACUCCAAGGAUACUCGUAUGUCCAAUAUGUGCGGGAGUGUGCAAGGAAAUCUAGCCUCCAAUCGUCGACUUCUACCACGUCUUAAAGCCCUAGACGCGUCCAGGCCCAUCGAGUUCGGUGCUUGGGCGUUUAGUCAUCCAGCUGUUACGAAAGUGGGGCAGUGCCGCGAUGAAGAUGAUAGCUCUGCUUUUGGAGAACCUUUUGGUUUACCUGAGGAUAGUUCUGACUCUGCUGAGGAACAAAAAUUUGAGGUACUGCGUCAGUCCUCUGGACGAGCAACACUACUUCAACGAUCUCGAAAACGAGUAGCACCACAAGGCGCUGGGUCUGUUGGGCGCAGCUGGACCUUCAUCCGGUGCAUCUGGACCUUCAUACGGAAGUGCGACGUGUCUUCAAGAGCAGAGUCGUGGUGGAGAUAUGCCCACAUUGAGGGGCAAGUACAUUGA
Messenger RNA from Amoebophrya sp. A25, 1383 nucleotides. NCBI's taxonomy places the organism in Eukaryota, Dinophyceae, Syndiniales, Amoebophryaceae. The record is from the annotation of a GenBank genome assembly.